UGACAUCGGAGAUUUCAACAGGAAGGAAGGAAGGAGAUCAGGUACAUCUCCUCACCUGUCUCGCUCCGCUUUGCACGUUGUUGUGGGCGCCGCUGAUCCGAGUUAUUUGAGCUGCUACUGGCAGAUAUCAUACUGCUGGAUCACAACCAGGAGUAUUGCCGUAUUGACAUUCUUCUCGUGAGCUUGUUGCUGUCCAUGGACUGUGGAUGGUCACGCUGAUUUUCUAGCUGCUCUCCCUCGGAUCAUCAUGGUAGAAGCUUGUCAUGGCUCGUUGAAGUGCAGUUGGUGAUCAUAAGCUGUGAGAACGAGUACUGGUUUACAGAGCUUGGUCGAGUUGAGGAUGCUGUUUCAAAGGACUGCGAGACAUGAAGGUCCUAGUAGUUUUGUGUUUGUUAGGACAUCGUGGCUACAGAUGGCAACGCUAAUUUUUGUUAUGGAGGCUGGAGUGAUGGGAUCUGUUGUUGCGCAAGCAAUACCUGAGAUGGUGGAGUGGAUGUGCGCUGCGGCGCAUGACCGUGCGUCAUGUGUGACGUCUCUCGCCGCGCAUCCCGAUGCGGCAGCGUCUGUUCCCCGGGGACUUGCAACCAUAGCCAUUACUAAUGGUCUCGAGGGGGUUGGAAGCUUCUACACUUUCACCAGGGGCUUGACUACCAGCAAUGGACCUGGAGAGAAGUCUGCACUCUCGACAUGUCGAUCUUUUCAGCAAGGUUCUCAGGAUCCUCUCCAGCUCUCACUCUCGAACAUGGCGACGCUGAAUCCAUGGCGGUUCAAAGAGCAGAUUACGGAUUCUUGGACAUGGUUGAGCACUGCGCUAACUUAUCACACGACGUGUUUGGAUGGUAUGAACGAUGGCAUAGUCGGUAAUACGAUGAGAGACGCCGUGAUGGCCAGAGGUGCCAGCGUCACGUCGUUGCUCUCCAACGCUGUUUCUCUUGUAGCUUCUCUUAGCAGAAUUGGACCAAACCCCGGCCAUAAUCGUUGAGUUCUGAGGGCUGAGGAAGGU
Molecule: messenger RNA, 1003 nt
Organism: Physcomitrium patens
Lineage: Eukaryota; Viridiplantae; Streptophyta; Bryopsida; Funariales; Funariaceae
Product: 21 kDa protein-like
Molecular function (GO): enzyme inhibitor activity
Source: RefSeq, a predicted model, not a curated record